GGGCUGGUCAGGUGCUCUGGGCCGAGGUGGCGUGCAGGUGAGUGGUUGCGGGUUCAAGGGGCGCCCUUGGCUUCCGCCGCCUCCCCAUUAUUGCCUGGGGUCAGCCGGAGGGAGACCCUCCAGGCGCUCCUUCCAUUGCCCCCAAGCCAACGCGAACUGACCGGAUCACUGCGAGGAUUAUCUUACACUGAACUGAUCAAGUACUUUGAAAAUGACUUCAAAACUUCUCCGGGUAUCCUUCAUCCUUGCUGCGUUAACACUUUCAAUGACAUUUUCUCUCCAGCCAGACCAGCAAAAGGUUCUACUAGUUUCAUUUGAUGGAUUCCGUUGGGAUUACUUGUAUAGAGUUCCAACACCCCAUUUUCAUUAUGUUAUGAAAUAUGGUGUUCAUGUGAAGCAGGUCACUAAUAUUUUUAUUACAAAGACCUACCCUAACCAUUAUACUUUGGUGACUGGCCUCUUUGCAGAGAAUCAUGGGAUUGUUGCAAAUGACAUGUUUGAUCCUAUUCUGAACAAAUCUUUCUCCUUGGAUAACAUGAAUAUUUAUGAUUCUGAGUUUUGGGAAGAAGCAACACCAAUAUGGAUCACAAAUCAGAGGGCAGGAUACUCUAGUGGGGCAGCCAUGUGGCCCGGAGCAGAUGUAAAAAUACAUGAGAGCUUUCCUACUCACUACAUGCCUUACAAUGAGUCCGUUUCGUUUGAAGAUAGAGUUGCCAAAAUUAUUGAAUGGUUUACGUCAGAAGAGCCCAUAAAUCUUGGUCUUCUCUACUGGGAAGACCCUGAUGACAUGGGCCACCGUUUGGGACCUGAUAGUCCGCUCAUGGGGCAUGUCAUUUCAGAUAUUGACAACAAGUUAGGAUAUCUCAUACAAAUGCUGAAAAAGGCAAAGUUGUGGAACAGUCUGAACCUAAUCAUCACAAGUGACCAUGGGAUGACCCAGUGUUCUGAGGAAAGGAUAAUAGAACUUGACCAGUAUCUGGAUAAAGACCACUAUAUCCUGAUUGACCAGUCUCCGGUAGCAGCCAUCUUGCCAAAAGAAGGUAAAUUUGAUGAAGUCUAUGAAGCACUUGCUCAGGCUCAUCCUAAUCUAACUGUUUACAAAAAAGAAGAGAUUCCAGAAAGAUGGCAUUACAAAUACAACAAUCGAAUUCAACCAAUUAUAGCAGUGGCUGAUGAAGGGUGGUAUAUUUUACAGAAUAAGUCGGAUGACUUUAUGUUAGGCAACCACGGUUAUGAUAAUGCAUUAGCGGAAAUGCAUCCAAUGUUUUUAGCCCACGGUCCUGCCUUCAGAAAGAAUUUCACAAAGGAAGCCAUGAACUCCACAGAUCUGUACCCCCUGCUCUGCUACCUCCUCAAUAUCACUGCUGUGCCACACAAUGGAUCAUUCAGGAAUGUCGAGGAUCUGCUCAGUUCAACGGCUGCAAGGGCUAUUCCUUAUACACAGAGUACUACACUCAUUCAUGGUAGUGUCAAACCAAGAGGAUACGAGCAAGAGGAGUCAUAUGCUUAUUUCAUAGGGGUCUCUCUUGGUAGCAUUAUAGUUAUUGUAUUCUUUGUAAUUUUCAGUAAACAUUUAAUUCACAGUCAAAUACCUGCCUUACCAGAUAUGCAGGCUGAAAUAUCUCAACCAUUAUUACAAGCCUAAUGCUAUUUUUAAGUGGAGAUUGCAUAAUUGUGUCAGUGUUUAACGGUUUCAAAUUCUGGGAAACCAGUUUCAGAUAUUUGCAUAGACCGUUAAGCAGUUGUAUACAUAUACAGGCACAGUCGCACACACACCCACACCAAAAUACAUAGACCUGCAAAGGAUUAAGGAUGUGGAGGUAUGUUUCCACUGUUCUCUGCAGCUUAGGGGUACAUAAGAUCCUGCUUUAUUUGGACUUGACACAUAUCAUGUAUAUAUUUAGCAACUUUGCACUAUUUAAAGUACCUUAUACAUUGCACUUUAAAUUACUCUCCUAAUGGGGACUUUUAUGUGAAAUGCGCUUUAUUGACAAUUAUGUCUUAAAACUUUGUUGAAAAAGACAACCUUUUGUGCCCAUGUCACAGAAUACGUGUUAUUCAUUGUUCAAACCGAAUGAAAUUUUUAAUAAUUCCUAAAUAAUGUAGAAAUCUAUCUCCUUAAAUUGGGAGAGCAAGAAGAAAGUGAAAAUUGUUGAAAAUUAAAUGUGACAACUUUUGUACGUUGAAUUUUGGAGAGAUACAUUCCUAACAGCAGGAUGCAUCUGUGGGCAUUCCUUGUCAUAUUUCUUUCCAAAGGACAUGGAUUUUCAUUUUAUUUUCCCCAAAAAAAGUGAUUCAAAUACUGACAGAUUCAUUCUAAACAUAUUGUUCUGUCAUAAAAUUCAUUAUUAUUUCCUGAUUAGUCAUUUUACUCUGAUUUUCAUGAUAAUGAAGACACCAUGAAUACACAUUUCUUUUCUAUGUAGUCCAUGACCUGAAUAGAAGAGACUGGGCACCAUCUCAGCAAUGUUUUCUCCUGUUCUGUAAUUAUUUGCUUCUUUGAAAACUAAAUCAUUAUUAAUCAUAUUAAAAAUCAGAUUAGAUA
This is a messenger RNA of Ceratotherium simum simum (southern white rhinoceros), 2545 nucleotides long. RefSeq names its product ectonucleotide pyrophosphatase/phosphodiesterase family member 5 (gene ENPP5). NCBI's taxonomy places the organism in Eukaryota, Metazoa, Chordata, Mammalia, Perissodactyla, Rhinocerotidae. The record is from RefSeq and is a predicted model, not a curated record.